This is a messenger RNA of Daucus carota subsp. sativus, 1670 nucleotides long. RefSeq names its product putative F-box protein At1g47790. Lineage: Eukaryota; Viridiplantae; Streptophyta; Magnoliopsida; Apiales; Apiaceae. Gene Ontology annotation, molecular function: protein binding. The record is from RefSeq and is a predicted model, not a curated record. The coding region runs from base 300 to 1250 and encodes 316 amino acids. The transcript has 2 exons.
AAACUCGGUACCUCUCACGAGUUUCGAUAACGCAGACGAACGUAUAAUGUCACAUUCCUCGGAGAUAUCAUUAUACAAGCAUUUAGACAAAUUUCUCGGAAAUAUCACCGUAAUGACAGUUUCGAUAACUCAGACAAAUAACAAAAUACGAACAAUGUCACAUUUAUCGGAAAUGUCAUUAUACUACAUCUAGAGAUAAAUUUCUCGGAAAAUAUACAUUCAUCAUUGUGGUGGACAUUAACUCUUAUUUUGUUAUUAUUUAGGACGGAAAAGGUCUUUCCUUCGUCGUAUCCUUUUCGAUGAGCGAUAAUACAAUGAAAGGGAGGAAGAAGACGGCGGCGGCGGAACUGCCGGAAGAUAUAAUAUGCAAUGAAAUACUCACGCGUCUUCCGAUCAAAUAUGUGGUACGUUUUAAAACCAUUUCUAAAUAUUGGCAAUCUCUGCUCUCAGCUCCCGAAUUCGUGAAACAACACCGAAUUUGUAGUGCAAUUCGAAAUCCUAAUGAUCAUGACUAUGUGAUAGCUAAGAAGUACAACAAAAUCUACAUGCUUUCUCGCUACAAAGAAAAAUAUUUGCUCCCUGCAAGUAAUUAUCAGUUAAUUGGUUCCAUAAAUGGCUUAGUUUGUCUUGGUAGUGGUCGAAAGUUAGCCUUAUGGAACCCGGCUAUUCAUCAGUAUAAGGAAUUCACACUUCCACCAAGUAGUGACUAUAAAUUUGAUUAUAGUAUGGGACUCGGUUAUGAUGCUGCAAAUGAUAAUUACAAGGUUGUAGUUCUGUCGGCUGAUCUGAGGUCUGCCAGUGUUUACAAGUCUGGUUCGGAUUCCUGGAGUGACAUAACUGUUGCUCAUAACAUAUUUUCUAAGAAUGCACUUGAGAAACGGACUCCAACUACUAUUGUAAAGGACUGUCCUUACUGGACAUGUUCCAGACUAUCGCACGAUGAGAAGAUUGUCGUAUCAUUGGGUGUAGUAAAGUUUGAUGCAACCAGUGACAAAUUCAAGUUGCUGCCUGAUAUAAUGGCAUGUCGACCGAAUUAUAAAUUGCAUUAUAAAUUCGUGGACAUGACAGAUGGCCUGUCAUUGAUUGUACUUGAGGAACGAUCUACAGAUCAUUUUAUGCUGGAUAUAUAUUCUUUGGAGGGAGACGAGGGAUGUGGUGCUUGGAUUAAAAUGCGCAGUAUGGGUCCAAUUGAUUUCCAGAAGCGACAGAGUUCUGUAUCAGUGUUGCAGGUUUUUAAUCAAACAACUUGAAGGUACAGGUUUUUCAUAUGAUGGCUAUAUAAGCUGCUUCAGAUAUAUGCCUACUUUGGUCUUCAUUCAAGGAAUGAAGUCUGUUCACUCUACAACCCAAAGUCGCACAGUUCGUGGCUAUUGGACUCCCCGGAGAUUAAUCAGUUCAUUGAGAAACUAGUCAUCUGCUUCAGGUUAUUUGACAGUCUAGACUUUAUGUUAGUGUCUGAUGAAAUGCUUAAGUGUUUUAUUAAAUGUUUAGGUAAGAGAAUUAGAGGGCAAAAUGUCAUUUGAAUUGCUUUGUACCAGAUUUUUUCCUUGGAUUUCUUUCUGUCUUGUUUGUACUUGGGUUUUGUUCUUUCUUAUAUUUGGUAAUUGGAUGUUGCGACUCUUUCAUAUAACCUAUGCAUUGCAACCGUGCCUUGUGUGUAUGUCUCUUAA